Messenger RNA from Hordeum vulgare subsp. vulgare (domesticated barley), 1350 nucleotides. RefSeq lists its product as uncharacterized. The record is from RefSeq and is a predicted model, not a curated record. NCBI's taxonomy places the organism in Eukaryota, Viridiplantae, Streptophyta, Magnoliopsida, Poales, Poaceae. The coding region runs from base 311 to 949 and encodes 212 amino acids. The transcript has 2 exons.
CAAAUAGACAUAAUUAAUAUCGACACGUGAGAAACGUGAAAAUAUAUAACAUCAACUUAGGAUCUGGAAUACAUCGGUACUCAAUAGAAAAUAUAGUAUUUAAGACAAAUACCAUAACACGUGAAUGCUAAUAAAUGGCACUGUUAACAUGACCAAUUUGUGAAAUCCCAUAACAAGAUGGGAAUUGUGGCAAAACUAAUCUGGACCACUGUUUAGCCUUGUUUUGCUAAUCCCUCCAAAUUCAGUGACCUUACUGCAAAAUGGCCAUAGGGAUAAGCUUUUCCCCUUUCCUUCUCCUGUGCGGUUCCUGAUGAGGAUUACACCUGUAACCGCUCCACCACCUGCACAACGCGUUCGAAGGCAGAGCUGUCGUCGCACUCCCCCUCUCCUCCGUGCGUUCACCGGCUGGUCGCCGACGGGGACACGGCGGUCUUCCAGCGGUGGGACGGAUCCCACGAGCCGGCGCUGCUGCAUAGGCCCGCAGCCAUCUCCGGCAAUGGCGGAAUGGGUUCGGCGUUGGCGGCGCGAGCCACGCUGUCGGCGGAAGAGAGGAGAGAGGCGGAGCCCAGAGGUGGUGGUGGGGCCGAUCCUGUCAUGGCACGGGCGGGCGUCCAUGGCGCGGGCGGAUGCGGACACAGCCCGGCGCGGGCGGCCACGACUCGGUGUGGGCAGGCGCGAGCGCCCAUGGUGCGGGCGGACGCGGCCACUGUCCGACGCAAGCAGGCGCGAGCGCCCACAACGCGGACGGGUACGACCACGGCCUCGUGCCGCGCGUGGCUUGGGCGGCACGCACGGCGUGGGCGGCGACACCGACGGGAUCUUGCGCUGCUGCCCGUGCAGCGCGGCCGGCGAGCGGCAACACGAGAAGCCUGAGAGGUCAAUUCCACAUCUGGCUUCCCUGGAGCACAGCCAGGCGGGCAAGAUCUCGAGAACCACUCCUCCUCCGUAGGAACGAGCGAUCCAAGAUCUCGAGGACAAAAGACGGAUGCUCUCGCUGAGGACGGCUCCAACGUCACACCCAACCACCGAUGCAGAACUGCCGCUCGCUGGGUACCACGGACGCGAGACCCGCUCGUGGGGACGGCCUUACCGUGGCUAGCGACGGGGCCGACGGCAUCGCUGCAGAGGGCUGGCCAGGGGCGUGGCCUCGAGCGCCGCCGGUCUAUGCAGAUGCAAGACAAAGGCCACGACUUUUCUUCGGGACAUCGUCGCUUUGGUCUCUCCUCGUCUUGCGUCUUGUUGUGAGGCCGAUGGGAUCGCUCAUCCGGGAGCGUGCUGAUAAUGUAUUGAAUGGAAUCGAUAAACAAACAAGAGAGACAACAAAUGAUUCAACUGUCUCCUUUUCAUUGA